CUCAUCACCGACGGACCUGCGACAAUCGGCGACAAAUUGGCCAGUCUUCAUAGUGAGAUGGCGUCGUUACGAUUGGAAUGCGAUCGAUUGAUCAAUAAACAUCUAAUGGUNGAAAAAACGCUCAGUGAGGGCUGUAUUUUGUGCCCAAAUCCGGACACAUCCAGUGCCUACAACACCGGUGGCGAAAGUUGUCGUUCAAAUUCAAUAACACCUGAUGGAACUGUAAAACCCUCACCACCACAACUGACAGCUUCCUAUCUAUUCCAUGAGUAUUUUAGAUAUUUCCGGAGUAUACAAACGAAGGACAAGUUGUAUAUAAUUGAGAAACCAGUAGAAGAAGCGAAUGAAAUUAGCGACGAUCAUGGAAUUGCUGCCGGGCCUUCGGAAAAAAAUCCGGAUCAGCCUUGUCAGACAAACGACACCAUCGUGUACAAGUGGAAGGUUAAGCGACGAUGUGACGGUUCACGUUAUGUCGUAAAACGUCCAGCUCGAAGUCAGAUUUUGAAGAAACGGGCAGCACAGCUUAUCCGAGAACGAACAGGCAUCAGCACUGAUGAUGACGCCAUGAGCGAGCUGAAACUCGGACACUUUCACACACGUGAGGAACGAAAAAAGCAUUUGGAAGAAGAACGAAGGAGAAAAAUUCGUAAUCAACAGAAACUCAUCGAGUCAAAGAUCUCACCUGCCGAUCAGAUGAUCGUACAACUUUCUCAACGAAAAAUGCAACGUCGUAAAGAGAAAAUGCUGUUGGAUGGUUUUGUGACCACACAAGAAGUACUGAGUCAACGAAAUCCGGAUACCACAGCCAAACAUGGAAUUCUCUCAGUUACCACCGUCUAG
Molecule: messenger RNA, 840 nt
Organism: Haemonchus placei
Lineage: Eukaryota; Metazoa; Nematoda; Chromadorea; Rhabditida; Trichostrongylidae
Source: the annotation of a GenBank genome assembly